Messenger RNA from Mya arenaria, 3800 nucleotides. RefSeq lists its product as uncharacterized. The coding region runs from base 61 to 1533 and encodes 490 amino acids. The transcript has 16 exons. Lineage: Eukaryota; Metazoa; Mollusca; Bivalvia; Myida; Myidae. The record is from RefSeq and is a predicted model, not a curated record.
CGCUGAUGUCCGAUGCCACCGUAUACAAUGUAAAGAGAAUUGAUAUGACGUAAACUUCAGAUGACUGAUUUAAACUCCUUUAAUGUGGACACAAUGGAGGAUUUGCCUUCUUUUAAGAUGAUGACAAUAUCUUUAUGGGUCGUAAUGAUAGCCACGCACGCUUGUAAUGCAAGUAUUAGCAUUACCGAAGGAGGACCAUUAUUUUUCGAGAACAAAGAAAAACUGUCAAUUAUGUGUACAAACGAUGUGGACUCAAUCGUCCAGUUUACAAAAAGCGGGAGUCUCCUUACAUCGUGCGUACUAAGUAGCGGCUGCACUGUUAGUGACCAAACAUUUACCGUUUCAUUCAGUAACGAGUCAUCAAAAUGGCAGUACGUUUUGGAGACGGUCGGCAAUUUUACUACAGAUUUGUGUGGUUCAUAUGAAUGUGUCGAUGUGCUAAACGGGCAGAGUGAUACUGUCAAUGUGUCAUUAAAAGACUUUGAUAACAACUCCUACUUUCCUGAGGAGAAGGAGGAUGAGCUGUCGAUUUCAACUGCAUGCGUUUUUCCCGCGAGUCUAGACGAUUUGGAGAUAACUUGGUACACAUUUGACAACGGAUAUUUGAAACAGAUGUCUGAUGCAGAUUUGGAUGCGUUUAGCAGUGCACCCACAAACAUUACGUGUCCCAACAUAACAUGUAGUAUAUCGCAGGCACAGAGUUUUACGUUUGGACUAGGGAAAUUCAAUGGAAAUCAGUUAUCCAAAUCACUUGUUGAGGUGAAAAUCGUUCACCAAAUGUUUAAAGAUAAUCCGCUUAUCUGGAGGUCUUCAAACAAGUAUCCAGUAGUGUCGGCACAAUCAGCACCAGAUGACUCAGGAUUACCUUCUUGGCUAAUAGCUGUAAAUGUUGUUGUCGUUGUCUCUGUAGUUGUCGCUGUUGUACUCAUCACGAAAAUUGGCCGGUUUAAAAUAAUACAGAGUCAUCACAAGAAUACGUAUAAGAAAAAGGAGAAGAAAAUGAAGAAGGAAAGGGAAAGAAAAAUGAAGGAGGAAAAAGAGACGAAAAUGGGACUUGUCUUUGAACUACCAUUGUUUUCCUCAUUUGACGGCAAAGAGAAGAGAUCUAUUGCUGAUUCGAUGGUUUUGAAACGUAUUCAAUAUAAUGGAAAUGGAACGAAGACUGUUUACAUGCAGUACAAGCUCUAUGUGAUAGUCGGUGGUAUGCUACAUGUGUCGGAGCGAGAAAAACACUUCGGAUGUAGUUGUGGUUUCGUGAAUCCCUUUGAAUUCACCAUGAUACCUACCUUGGACACAGAUAUAGUGAACGAGGAUUCACAUGAAUCGAGUGAAAAGGCAAAACUCAAGAUUACUAUUCAAAAGGUUCCUUUGAAUACCAAAGUCGAGGCUACAAAGUAUGUCGAGCUGCUUGUUAUGGGAUCCGACAACUACACGAACAUUUUAAAUGAAAAUACGAAGUGGCAGUCUAUUUUGAAUAGUGAGGUCCCGCCUAGGACUUUGAAAGCGAAAACCAAGUUACCAAUCGCAAAUUAGAGAAGAGGGGCCAUCAGAAAGCAUACCACCAGACGAUAAAACUAAGUUGAUUAUAAUUGAGGUUAAGCCCACGCCGACCUUGAAAAAGGAAAAGAGACCCCUAAAAGCUGUGACUGGGCCAAGUGUAGAUCAAAGGAGACCUAACAGGGCAAGCAUACCAUGCAGAAACUUGAGUAGGCACUGGUAUCGAAAAUGGAUGUGACAGUAUUUGGUUUUCUAUGCGAUAAAAAAUAUAUUUAGUAUAUGUCAUGUCAACAAACGUUAUUUUGACAGCACAUACGUAAUUCGGACCAAAAUCCUAAUAAGUAAACAAACCUGAAAUUUAAACAUUUUAUAUCAAACUAUGGACUUUAUCUGAAUUUUAGCUGUUGUUUUGUUUCUUUAGCAGGUUGCCCGAAUUACUUAGCGUUCCAUGAUUUGCACAUUUAACUAGAAAAGAGGGUGAGGCAUGUUUAAAUGCAGUCUUCCGACUAGAUGUAUAGGAGCGGACGCCGGAUCAGACGUUUGAGAGGAUGUACCCGAUACACACGCAUCUUUUUCUACCCGUUUCUUAUGUUAUUAUAUGUUCUUAUAUAUUGAUGUAGGUUUUGAAAAUGUUGGCUAUUUUAACAACCAAGUAGUGCAUAAUAUUGUUGUUUUAUAUAUCCAUUAGUUCACUUGUUAUAGAUGAACAAAAGCCAGUAAGGAAGGAAGCAUGAUUCUUAAUAUAAGUGAUGUAGAUACAAAACAUUAUAACAAAUGUUUAUGCCAAUUGAUACUUUGGCAUGGCGACAGGUACAGUACAAAGGUGAACUAGCUGUAUUGUGUGGUUGGUACUUGUGCUUGUACUUGUCAACGAAAGCAAUAUGCUAUUGUCAUAUUGUGCGAAAACAAACCUUAAAUUGCAAGCACUGUGUGGCUUUUAAUUUUUAUUUUUUUAAUAAUGUUUUCUUUCUUUGCUUACAGUUUUAGUACAGUAAUGCUUUUCAAUAUGCCAUUCUAUGAUCACAUUUCUUUAAACUUUUUAUUUGCUCAGGCAAACUGUGUGGGAUAGUUAUAGUUCCAAACAAUAACUAGAUCAUAUCUUUGAAAAGUUUUUGCAAUAAGUACUCUGAAUUGUAUUUUUUCGUCUGCAGAUUAAGUCGGGAUCUCUAAUCAUAGAUAUACUUGGGGUUUACCUUUUAGUUCAUUAUUAGUUGUUGUUUUUAUUAACUUUCCUCAAGUUUAUGCAUACUUUGAUACAAUUUACAAUUUACGUUUUUACUUUAUUCGGGAUUGUUGGGAUCAGAGUGAUUACAUUUUACUGACUGUUCCAAAGCGGUACCUAACAUUCCUUGAUAAACACCCCUAGAUAUUUAUAAAGUAUAUAUGCACUGUGUUGUUUGUAGACAAUUGUUGCAGGUUUCUGAUUUGUGAUUGUUUGUUUUAUGUGUUCUAUGUCUUUCGCGUUUACCCUGUGCCAUGAAACGGAGUUUAUGUUUCAACGUUCGACUACUGUGCUUGUUUCUGUUAUUUUUCAUACAAAUCUUUUAAUUUUGAAUAACUCGCACGGGUUAAAAUGGACAUAUGUGCAUUGUUUCAUUGUUUAUAUAGACAUGUCAUCAUUAUAGUUUUAAACUUAUUGGAAACCCCUAUUGGAAUGCAUGUGUUCGUGUUUGUUUAAUAGAAUGUUAAAGCUGAUUUCUGAUUUAUAAUAAUUUCAUUAUUAGCAAUCAGGUAUAGAGUUUAUUUAAAGCAUCAUGGCUCAUAAAAUUGUUAAUUGUUUUUAAGAACAUGUACAUUUUUAUUCAGUGGUAAAUCAUUAAUGUAAUUAUGAAUAUACUCGAUAAAAAUACCACUUUGAUUGAUAACAAUGAAUAAUUUGUUUUUCGUUUAAUCAAAGCCUUUAUUUUAUAGUAAUGUUAUUGCACGAUUAUAACCACCAAGAUGGUAAUGAGGACAUGUGACGAUUCGUCCUGUUUGGAUGUCUAAAGUUCUGUCCGUCUGGAUGUCACGAAUGUUGUCCGUAGCCCUUAUUCUAUGAUAAUCCAAUUGCACACUGACAGGUGCAUUUAAGAUAUGCUUUGAGUUAUUCAUAUUAAUUUUCGCAUAAAUAUGCUACAUUGACUAAUUGACGGGCAGACAUUGUUUUGCUAUGGUAAUUUUUCACGUUAAUUUGUUAUCAUUAUUCUUUUUUCUAACUAUGUCAUAAUUUGGAUUGAGGUGGACAGUCUUAGUGUUAGUAAAAUGUUCAUAAAAUUGUAUUGCGAUUCAAACGUACAUUGUAAUACUGUAAUAAACCUGUCAUA